This is a messenger RNA of Ciona intestinalis (vase tunicate), 3184 nucleotides long. The record is from RefSeq and is a predicted model, not a curated record. Lineage: Eukaryota; Metazoa; Chordata; Ascidiacea; Phlebobranchia; Cionidae.
UUGUUAAAUAUUUAAAUUAUUUUUAUUUUUUCAGUGAUAUUAUUAUGCUGAAUGAAAUUAACUCUGACGAACUUUUGAUCCCAGAACUAACUUCAUUCGAAAAAAUUCUAAAUUGCUUUCUUUGGAUUGGUGGAGUCUUUCAGUUUAUUUGUAUAUUAGCAGUUGUCUUGAUUUCCGAUAAAAAUAUACUAACUGCUCCCUCUGGGGGUGAGAAUGAAAAAGUAAAACAGCUGGAAAAAAGAACUGAAACUGUUAGUAAAAGAGGAAAAAAUCUUGUAAAAACGCUGCGAAAAAGAAAGUAAAAUGACAGAGAUAUUUAACGAAGCAAAAAAACAUGACAAACCUCUCUCAAAACCCGUGGUGGUUCCAAAAAACACAGCGGAUAUUCAAAAAAGGAAAAUUGAGAAAUUAAUGGCAAAUCCCGAGAAACCUGUUUAUAUUCCAGAGCCAAAAAAACAAUGGAAACCAAAAGAUGCCCCCGAGUUUGUUCGGGAUGUGAUGGGGUCCAGUGCGGGGGCUGGAAGCGGAGAGUUCCACGUUUACCGUCAUAUUCGGAGAAGAGAGUACAACAGGCAGAAGUUUAUGAGUUACGAGGAAAAAAAGAAGAAUUUGGAUGAGGAGUAUAUGAAGAAACAGGAAGAUAACAAGAGAUUGGCGGAAGAAGCAACUGCCAAGAAAAGAGCAAAAAGAUUGAGGAAAAAACAGAAUACGAAGAAGAAUAAAAAUAAAAAAAAGAAGUCAGAUGAAAAUGAUCAUGACAAACACCACAUCCUUCUCUACAUAGAAGAUGCAAUCACCCAGUUACUGGAAUACAAAGAUGAAAAUUCUAAAGUCAUUCACUCAAAAUUUUUAGCUGACUACUUCAGAAGUAUCCACAAAGGAACUCACACUUUAUUCCGGGAGUUUGAAUACAUACGAGCAACUGCGCAUAACAGAGCUUGUUUCAUCAAAUGUGUGUGGAGUUGUUUCAGGCAUAUUGCCAGCCAUGGUGCUGAGUUACUGAGUGUGAAGGAAUAUCAUUCGCUUCUUUGUUUGCUGAGUCAUGACUUUCCGAUGGACAUGGUUCAACGCACAGCACGAGUCGUUCUUAUGGAUGACGCGCUUGACUGCUUAAUGUCAUUUCCCGAUUUUCUUUACGCAUUUCAAAUUCAAUUUUAUUAUGAAGAAUUUGUGAACUCCUGCAAAGAAGCGUACGACCACCUCAGCACUGGGUUGAACACAGUAUUCGUUCCUUCAUCUGAAAACUGGCAAUCGAGUAAAACGUCGAUCCAUGAUGAUAGUGGGAGGGGUAAUGAAGGUGUCAAUUGUCAAGCAUUCUACGACACGUUGGCAAAAUCAUGUUUAAAACUCCACUCUACAAGUCCAUGCCCCUCACUACAGCAUGUGCAUAGUGAACUUAGUAAAACACCUCGGAUUACUUUCUAUGGGUUACUGAUGGCUCUCAGUAAGAAUGAUGAUGUAAAUACUGAAAUAGGCCUUGUAGGGGUUGGAGGACUUCUCGUUGUGGUCGCGAGGGUGGUAGCUGGCAUUGGACGAAUAGUUGUAUGGGCUAUGCAAGCAGCCCUGUCCAUAUGGCACUUGCUAGCGUAUGUGUUCCCAUCUGAUGCCAAAAUCGAAAAUUCGUUGCUGUUGCUGUCAGCGCACAUGGUGAUGCAGUUACAACUGACAACGCCGUUGCUCGCGCUACAUAAGAGUUCGAGCAACAAAUUCUUCGUGCUCCGCAAUCUCCGUUUGAACGACAUUCAUUCCGGCAAGCCACCAGUGAUACCGGCGGGGGGCAAAUAUUCUGGGUCGUUGUUCCGUCAUUGGGCGACCGAACAGUGACCACGCCGUCGGCAGAUUGCGCUGACCGUCGAAAGCGGUCCCUCACUACGCUUGAAGAGGUUGCAAUAACAAAUAAACAGCUCAACACUGAAAAAACCUUCACAUACAUCAUAUUAAUGAAUACAGCUAAUAAAAUUCCUGUAGAAAGAAUAUUGUUCAAUCUAGAAGAAUAGCAAAACGGCCGCCUGUCUUCGCGAACCGUGUGGCUCAGUCUACCGAGCUUCCAGACAGACUCGCGUAAAAAAUAUAAAUUAUUCGAAAAAUCCACGCAGUGACUCAUGAAUAUGUACCAAACCAAGCUUGUGACGUUAAGAUAACGGAACAAAACGACCGCUGGACCACAUCUGUAUAUUUUUCUUGAAUACAAUCGUUCCUCUCGAUCAGUCGACGAUAAUGAUUUGCCGCUUCAAUAUUAUCUACUUCUCGCCUCCGCCAGACAAGUUAUACGUGACACCUCAACACAGUCGGCCCCAGAUACGAGAACUAACCCGCUUCCCGAAUAGGUUUUGAUCUUUGUGGAUUUGACACUGUAUUGCCCCACGUAGUGAAGGACCGGCUUAUCAGGGUGACAAAUCGACGUUGCUCUCUUUGAUCCGAACUCUACUACCAAAGUACAACAAAGGUAUCUCAUUCUUCUCGGCUGAGGAAUGUUGUAAUGGCCUCGAUAACCCGUUAAAGAUAAACAGCAAUUGCUGUGCUACUCUAAGUGCAGAAUCUCCAGACGAAUUCAUCAUCAGGUCUGCCUUGUGUUCUCUGGCAUUCGCACGUCGUGACUGAUCGACACUUGUUCAAUUCUCAACCUAUAAAUCCGUAUAGUGUCCAUUAGACUUUUAAUUUCGGGUCGCAAUCAAGAAAAUCUCGUGCAGCGGCGAGUCACGCGCCAGACUACCCGAAAACCGACCGGGUUUUAUUUGAAUAAACAAUUUACGCAAGUUAACUUAGUGUUAUCUGCCCUCGCGCGUGUCGUCUGUCUCGAUUCCUUGUCCGCUGUCCACUCGUAUGAUUGAUGGGUCUGCCGCAUCGCUACGCAAACCGAAAGCUGGUCAGUUCCAAGCUUCUGUCGUGACGCGAGACGUCUGAAGUAGUCUGCGAUCACAAAUGGGAUUUUCUUUUCGAAUUCGUUAAUACCAAAAAAGUUGUUGUUCGUUCUGCUUAUGCAGAGCGAAAAUUGGCCGAUUUCAAAUUAUUAAAGGCGAUAAUAUUGUAACACCCGACGCUGGGGGCGCUCAAGUUCGUCUCACGCGAGCAUUCUUAACACGCUUUAAUUUGCCGCUAUUAUAAGUUCAACCGUCUAGACUGCAAGUCCACUACAAGGCUUCUCGCACCUUUGAUUUCGAUAAAACAUCCCAAGAAAGGCUUU